AUGUCCAAUUUCUGGCAAUACUCAAAUAAAAAUGGCUUUGAUUUGACUCGACAGAAUAAUCAUCAAGCUUGUUCUCCCAUUUGUUUUGAAACAACGACUACACCGAUUAUUAUUGAUCCAGCACGUUCUGCUUUAAUUAUUAUCGAUAUGCAAAACUGUUUUCUGCACCCAGCUUUAAUGCCACAUGAGACAGGACUUAUCGCGUCAGAGCAAUUGCUUAAGUACGCUAUUCCUGCUGCACGAAAAGCAGGCAUUCAAAUUCUCUGGCUCAAUUGGGGUUUGACAGACGAAGACAUAGAUCAAGCACCUCCAGCACUCAAACGAUUGUUUGCAUACGACUGUAUAAACUCAUCAGAAAAUGUGCCGGCGAAAUCAAACAAAAUUUACAAAGGCUUUGGAACUAGUAUAGGCGAAGUUACAUUGCCUAAUGGAGAUCAUGUGGAUGGUGGAAGAUUAUUGAUGCGUGAUACUUGGAACGCUAAACUUUAUGAUCCACUUUUUCAAAGUUACAAAAGUAGCCAGAGCACUGCGAAGCCUGAUAAAUGUUUUCACAAAAAUCGUCCAUCCGGUUUGUGGGCCCAUAAUUCUCCACUGCUCUCUUAUCUUCAUGAUAAUAAAAUCAUUACACUCUUCUUUGCCGGUGUCAAUACUGACCAAUGCGUUUCAGGCACAUUGCAAGAUGCAUUUAACAAAGGUUUUGAUUGUAUUCUGCUUCGUGAUGGAUGUGGUACAACAAGUCCAUCAUUUGCUACAGAAUGUAUUGAAUACAAUUGUGCUCUAGGAGUUGGAUUUAUCAUGACAACUGAGGCAUUUGAUGAAGGAAUUAAAGCCUCUCAACAUUGA
Rotaria sp. Silwood1 is the source of this 843-nucleotide messenger RNA. NCBI's taxonomy places the organism in Eukaryota, Metazoa, Rotifera, Eurotatoria, Philodinida, Philodinidae. The record is from the annotation of a GenBank genome assembly.